This is a messenger RNA of Saccostrea cuccullata (small rock oyster), 910 nucleotides long. RefSeq lists its product as uncharacterized. The record is from RefSeq and is a predicted model, not a curated record. The transcript has 6 exons. NCBI's taxonomy places the organism in Eukaryota, Metazoa, Mollusca, Bivalvia, Ostreida, Ostreidae. The annotation marks the transcript as partial.
AUGGAGAGGUUAGGAUACAACACCCAACCUGGAGUACACAGUGUUCUCAGUGUGAGGGGGACACAGAAUACUACUGUAACACGUGUGGACAUGAGUUGUGUCUACAGUUGUAAAGAAAGACAUGUCAUUGAUCUACACACCAAAAACCAUGAUGUUGUGAUUUACCGUGAGAAUCAUGACCACAUUACAAAACAAAAAGACCUAAAUCUCCAACAAUCAUCCAAAGGUGUUAAAAAAGCCAAGAAACUAAGGAACUACAUAGUCACUGUGACCGCUUCAAUUCAUCAUUUCCUAAAGAGACCUCGUGUACAGAGGUUGAAGGACACUCCUAGUCUCACACAAUACGCCCUGGUCUGCCUGAUUGCAGAAAUCAACAUAGAGGAUUUGACUGAUUUGCUGGGUGAAAGCCAAAUGAUAGAGGCACGGAAAAGACAAGGUGACAUACUACAUCACCUGGCGGAUGUAAUUAGCGUGUGGGGACAACACACAGUGAAUAUUACUGGUGAUCUUAUCUACGUAGACAGGGAUGAUAAUGUUAUCAAACUCUCUAAAGAUAACAGAACAAAGUCUACAUUGAUAAAGAAAACAGAACAAUGGUACAACAGUGUGUCUACUCCUCCCACCUCAACGGCGAUUUGCUGGUCGGUAUGCGGCCGGUCCUACAAUUCAGGACGUCAUAAACAGACAAUACGGCAUGGCAACACAGACCAGGAACUGAUUUCCGAGUCUAUCUAUAUCACAGAGGAGCGCAAUGGAGAUGUAAUUGUGUCUGACCGGUUACGUCGUGCUGUUGUAGUGACAGACAGUACAGGUAGACGUCGCUUUUCCUACAAAGGUCUUCCAUCAGGAGCACGAAUAGAUCCACGAGGAAAUUGUACUGACGCGCUGUCACACAUCCUGGUGUGUGAAG